ACUAAGUCUGGGUACUGCAUCAUGUUUCCCAGAGGAUGGACAGCAUGUGGCAGCGUGACGUCACUACUUCUUGUUGCCAUGCUCUUCGUGUUCAUGACGUCAACGUCAGCCAUGAGCGCGGCAGGUGGCUCCGCCCCCUCUGACUUGACCAGGAGCAGCCGGUACAUUUACUACCCCAACUCUUUCGUCCGCUAUCUGUACCCCAACUCUUACACCCAGAACGUUCAGCCAAACUCGUACAUCGGUCGCGAUGGCAAGCUUUAUGUGAAGAGAACUUACUACUACUACCAAAACGGCAGACGCUACUAUGGUACAUACUACCAAGCUAUCAUUCCCACCACCACCACAACAACAACGACAACAACAACGACAACAACAACCACACGUCGUCCACAAACCCGCAUCCCGACGAGCCAGUUCUUCCAAAGCGCGAACAACCUCCCGUUCCUCUUGUAUAGCUCUUACGUAUGUGGUGUGUACAACACGCGCUACACUCCGCAGCUUAGCUACAGCUACGUGGUCUUCGCAGGUAAACGUGAUCUAGGCGGACGGCCACAGGAUUCGAACUCUUCCCCUCUCCAGCAAAGGCGUGCCCUUUCAGCGGAGGACCACUCCUCGUGCACUGAAGUGGCCCACCUUCUAAGCUCGUUCAGGUCUACCCGUGGACUCAACAACGCUACACGUUUUGUUGACAGACGAGAAGCGAGCGAUGGUCUGGAUAUUGUGAGUUCAGGUAAAGUCAGACGGGGUACAAGUUGCCCUUGUUCUACGUCGGCAAUGAAGAAGGCACUCUUUACCGGCUUUUCCCAACAGCAACUCUCCGAGGUCAAGAAACUUCUGCUCAACAACGCCUCCAUCGCUUACCUGGAAUGUCUUGUCUCCUCGAUUUACAGGCACAAAAUGGACAUGCUUGAUGAUACUGCGAACAAGAUGACUGCUUUCUACGUCACAGAGGCCAACUCUACGUCAUCUGAACUCACCGGCAAAGACCUGGUCCUGUUCUACACCCACUGUGUUCUGGUCGCCAACAACCGAGGUCAGUGCAGGUACAGGAAUCAUAAUAAUUGUAUGGUCAACUUCAAGUCAGCGGACGAGAUGACCAACGCCAUGAUGAUGCAGCUCAUGCCCUCUGGCUACAGCGACGAGCAGCGAGAGCGCGCUAUGGCGGCCAUGAACUUCCUCCACGAGGCUCAAUUGUCAGCGGACGAGGCCACGAGCAUCAUGGACUCUUUCGCAGCCGAUUUUGUGAACGCCAAUGUCGUCAACGAUGAUUCCAACAUCGACAACACCAACGACAACGACAUCGGCAUCGACACCGAUAACGGCAACAACAACAACGACAACUACGAAUAUGAUUAUUAUUAUACUGAUGAUGGAGACAACAAUGUUUUCCGCAAACGUUCUCUCUACUAGCCAUGUUCAACAGUCUGUGUGCCUCCGACCACCUGUUCUGUGACAACCCUCAGCCGCCCCAACCUGUCGAGGAUCCCGUACCAGGCCAAGUACCCGGACCACAAGGACCUGUCAUAGGACCUCCACUGGACACCCCCGCACCCCCACCACCUCCACCACCGCCAACAACAGCAGCAGCAGCACCACCACCGCCAACAACAGCACCACCACCACCGCCAACAACAACAACAGCACCACCACCACCGCCAACAACAACAACAGCACCUCCACCACCUCCCACUACAACAACACCACCACCUACCACUACCACACCCGCCAAACAAGGUAAACGAUUAUAACAGCAUGUCUUAAUA
Messenger RNA from Aplysia californica (California sea hare), 1766 nucleotides. RefSeq lists its product as uncharacterized. The record is from RefSeq and is a predicted model, not a curated record. Lineage: Eukaryota; Metazoa; Mollusca; Gastropoda; Aplysiida; Aplysiidae.